Molecule: messenger RNA, 261 nt
Organism: Heterotrigona itama
Lineage: Eukaryota; Metazoa; Arthropoda; Insecta; Hymenoptera; Apidae
Source: the annotation of a GenBank genome assembly
AUGUUCGAGCAUUUAAAUGCAAGUGGUAGUCUAACGUCACCCUCAACGAUACAGUGGGGUUCCGAGGAACCGCUAAGUCGGAUUACCAAGGACGCUAGACUACAAGAAUCUUACCUCGCCCUUUCGAACGAGGCUGCAGUUCUCCGAUUCACUGACUGCGAAUCUUGGAAACUCUGGUGCAACGAACAAAGUAACAGUAGCAACAAUGAACGAAAGAAGAGAAAAGAUGAGGGAUCACUAAUUUUGUCCCAAGUUCAAUAA